CGAGGCUUGAGAUAUCGUAUAUCUACUAUAUGCUAGUUAUUCUAAUGUUAAUCUCGGAGUUGUGUUUGUGAGUGAGCAUAUGUUUUAGUUACAGCCCUCCUUUGCCAUUCUGAAGAGUAUGAAGAUCGAGUUAUUCAUGGUUGACGUCUCAGUAGCGAGAGCAUAGCGAAUCCAGAUCAUCUUCGACUAAGUACACUACCGCUGUUGCGCGCCAGUGAGUGUGGACGACCUGCGCUGCGGGCGCUAAAAAGCGUGAAGAUGAAUAACGGCCCCUGCGGAUCGUUUUCAGUGGCUCGUCACUUCUUUUUGUGUCUGUUGCUCCAGCUCGCAAAUGUCUCUCUCCGGCGGGGCGACGCCGUCGCGGCAGCUGCAGCUGCGCCGGACUACUCCGUGGCGGCAGCUGCUGCAGGUGCGCCGGACGCAGACUUGUUAGAAGCAACGCUUGAUGUGGGUGGGCAUCCGCGCGUUACGUCCACCGAGAAGAGUCCUCUUCAAAGUAGUGGCUCAGCACCUACACAAGACGAAGACAAGAAGAUGAAUAUCAUAACUUCAUCCUCAAAAGUAGCAGCAGCAGCACCAUUCGUCGCGUCAUUAUCGGGCGGGGGUAGCACCACCACCGUGAACACGAUUGAACUGCCGGAAAUAAAUCCGGUAACUGCGAGAACAGCACGAACGCUGCAGAGUAGACCAGGCGAGCAUGAGGGUGUAGCGUCGCCGCAGCAAAUUUUUAUACCGAUCCAAGAUCCACUCCACGAAGAACAGACACAGCCCGGUGACGCGAACCCUCAGACCUUGACCGGAAACGUAUGAGAGUGCACAGCUCCACCUCCGCCCUGUCAUUUCCAUUAGUUGUGUAUGGCACAAACAGCGAAGAGCGACAGAAAUACUAAGAGAAUGAUGAAACAUCCCGCAUUCGCCCCUGGGUGCUGAUCUUGAUAAAUUCAUUUACUCUACACGCGGAAUAGGGUAGGUACAGGUCGUACAGUUUGGACGUGGAGUGCUUGUGGUAUAGCUUGUCAUGAGGACUAGGCCUCACCAAGAACAGCAGGGGUUGUAAAUUUGCAUGUUCUCGGCCGCAGGUGAGUUAGAGGAGAAGUUGUGCACUGUCAUAACACGGUUCGUGGGCCUCUCUUCUAGAGCAACACGGAACCGGACCAGGAGCAGCCCCCUCGCGACUCGUCGCAUCGCAGCCCGGUGCAUCAGAUGCUGCGGCUUCGAAGACAGUAGCAUCUGAAGUAGAUCCACGAUGGGCCGCUGAGCAGGAGCUGCCAGUGGUGCGGAGCAGUGACGGUAGCAACACGUCGGGGCGGGUAUCAAAUGGACAUGUCGCACGGACUUUUGAAUCUGUUGCUCAGGAAAGGCAAAGGGAAAGGACUGCUGACCCAGACGCAGUGGAGCACGGAGAAGCUGGAACAGAAGAUCUCGUAAAGAAGCCCCUAUCCUUGUCGUCUUCAUCUGUAAGUGUAAGCAGCAACCGCAGAGAAGUUCACGAGCAAGCGCCAAGGGAAGAUAGCGCAGUGCUCGCACUACAGAAUAAGUUCCAGAAGGAAGAAGUUAAGGCUGGCGAUCAGAAAUCUGCCACCGAAGGUCGCGAUCAGGUUCAGGAUAAUUGGUCUUCAUCAGGAUCAGGAGCUCGUAGUGUGGAGGAGAAAGAAGGAGCUGCUCUCCUGGAGGGCGACCCAUCACACAACCGCGGCGCCGACAUAGUAGCGACGGCACCGACCACGUCGCCAAGCCGAACUUCACCAGUUAUAAAGAAUCACAACGAGGAGCAUGGUCCUCCUCUCGGCCUGGAAAUUCCAUCAACAAAGGCAACAGCUUUGCCACCGAGCACCAACAAAAUUUUCCUCGAAAAAACAACAAGCACCGCCAAACCGCAGAGCUUCCUCGGCACCUCGGCGAGCAAAAUUAGUACCAGCAGUAGUGUAGCUAGCAAAAGUAAUAGGGCGCACGGAAAAGUGGAUGUUGACACCACGGUCACGAUCGAUCUAGCGGCCAACGGCCUCCUGGCAAAUGCGAGUGGUUCAAAUUCUUCGAAUAACAAUUCGAAUACUACGGGAAACAGCUCCGUCGCUGUCGUAGUGUCUCCAACGAUGAAGAGUGUUGCUCCCGCCCUUGCGCCAUCUCAGCAUCUGGUCAACAAAUAUUUUUCUCCCCUGCAGUAUCGAAAGAAAGAAAAUUUACAGUUGCGCAUUUGAUGUAGCUUCACCUUCAGCAAUUGACAAUAAAUUUUCUCUGUGUGGCAGAGAAACUUGCAUCAAUGCAGAGAUCAUAAGGGAAAAUACGCAUGAGGCUGUGCUCUUGUGCAUAUCCGGCAUGAGAGGGCUUGUCUCUCAUGCUUGUCCCGCAACACUAUGUGUAACUGUAGCGCUUUUUUCUUGGCAUAUGCAGGGAAUAACCAACGAUCUCUACAAUGUCUUUGGCGGAGGUGGGGGAUCUACUAUGCAAUUCUCAAGCGUUACAUUCGCAAUUGCUGCGUGGAUUUGUGACGCAAGAAAAGCAAAACGGAGGAGGUUGAUGCACGUCUAGCAUAACAAAUUCGGCACGGGAGAUGUCCAUGCGCAUGUUGUCUAGCUCUUCAAAAAAUUGCCGUGCGAAGUAGUUUCACCUUGUGGACGUUCAUGCUAAUUUGCGUGGCAAAUCAUGUGACAGCUCUUGAGAAUGUAGUGCCUGCGAAUCCCAUACCCACAGCACCGACCAUGCAGUCGAGGGAGGAGGCUGCCAGCAUUGGCAUUGGCUCUGGCUACGACCUAUUGCGGGACGAGCGUCGGGCCCCCGCACCUCUUUUGACUCGCCGAGGCAACGACACUACGCAGGUGAGUCAGCUGUCUUUUUAUUGUUGCUUGCAGCAACGAUGGACCGGCACCGGGGCGAGGACGAGUUUUUGUGUCCCUAGUAGGUUAUUUACCAAGAAUCACAUAGACAUACCCGCUUACUCAGUACGGCUAGGGGCAAAUUACUGUUGAAAUAUCAAGAGCAUGAUUAUUCAAUAGCAUCAUGGUCUUCACAUUGACGAGAGACAGAGACUCCAUACCCCACAUCAACGAACCGAUCUGAUUACAGGCUGAUGCCUUCUCAGUGAAAGACGCCAUUUUGACACGAACCGGACUUCUGGUGCGUGAAAGUACCGGGAACGGCGAGCUAGAGGGGCCUGGAUACGACCGAAGUGACGUCACGCAGUCCGAACGGCGCACGCCCAUUAUUCUGAGCCGGAUGUCGCCGUACAGCCAGUACAAAGCGGAUCCCGGGCCGGCAACGGAUCCGAAGAAGUACCUGGACAGCGACCUUUACCACCGGGAGCUCAUCAUCCGGGACGAUAAAUAUCGCAUCCUGUACUUUUACAUACACGUUCUAUUUGGUAGUUCGUAGUCGGCUGCUGCGUGAUUUCGUGUCAGUUGUCCACUCCUUGCAGGGGCUCAUAAAUUUGUUCCUUCGUAUUUUCUGAUGUUGAUAAGCUUCCUUUUUGUGUGGCUUUGCCUUUGGUGUUCUAGAAUUAUAUAUUCAUGAGGUCAAGAACAACUGCAAGGCAUUGCAUUGUUCGUUUUUCUCGUGGUUUCAGGUACAACGAGGAAAUGCUGCGCGCUCGGCGACUACUGAUCGACAACGCGAAGCGGGAUCCUCAGCGGUUGGGCUUGACCUCGAAGGUCGGUUACUGGGACGAACGUGUUUGCUCCUUCACGGGCAACGUUAUUCCGUUACGGACGUACGUCAUGACCCGCGUGCCCAUGCUGGAUCAGCAGGCAAAAGACACCAGGACCAGGGACGGAGUGAGUGGAAGUUAUCCGAACUUUCGGGUGCGACAAGUCCCCAUGCCCGAAGAACCGUGCCUACCAAAGCCCGCUCCGCUCUGGAACGCCGGUACUUAUUUAUCUUUUGCUGUAAAACUUGCAGCAGGUCUAAUACGACAGUACUUGCUUUGCUGUGAGGCCAGUUUAUCUUGCUUCGCAUAUGUUGUGUAAGUACUUCUUGAGUGAUGAAGAACGGCUCCACAUGAAGUUUGACUGGUCCACGCUAGGCGGUCGCCAUCGCGUACGCGCUUCCCAAAUACGCACUUGGACGUGUUUCUAAUUUUAUGCCAUCGGAUUUAUUAUACACUCAACGAUGUUUUAGUCUAGAGGAGCUAUAACACGACGCAUGAGCUGCGUACGCAUGAUGCACCUGCAAGAGCCCUAGGCCGGCUAGGGAUCUAGGUCAACUUCUAACUAGUUUGUUUCACUAGCAAAAGCGCUAGAAUCUUCAUCUUGAACAAGAUCCCAGUUUAUACUUUAACAUCCAGCAACAUGAUGAUUAUGCUCUUAUCGUCCACAAUCACAGCCUCGCCGCAGGGUCUCGCCUUGAUGAACGCGACCAACGUCACGGGAAAAAAUGCCUCCACCUCUUCGGCCUCUGCCAUGUCAUUUCUGGAUGAGAAUUACAGGACAGCAGGAGCAGCAGCACAAGGACAUCAGAGAAACAUCGCGCCAUCUGGCAGCAUGCUGCAAGCGAAAGACGUGGCGGUGGACACCGCGGCUGAGAUUUCCUUCUCCACACGGGCCAGCAACGACGAAGUUUACCGGGCACUGGCGAAAAGUAACGUACCAGCCUCGGGGACUCCUGUCUACGACGACACUGUGCCGCCGCCAGGAACGGAAUUCGACGACGACAAGGAGUUCAAGCUGGACUACGGUAAGUACAUAGAAAUUACGGGUGGAUGAACAUAACUUGUUUAGUCUUGCCUGAGCACUAAUAUUUUUCGUCCCUGCAACAAAAAGGUUUACUCGACUUGUGAGAAGGGCGGUCUACUCCGUUUCGAGCAGCGUCCGCUGCUAGUGCAUGCUUGUAUCUUCAUCGACGUAUUAAGAUUUUCAUUCGCUACAUUUAUGUAUGCCCGCUAAUUAUGUACGGGAGAAGCGUAUGGUGUCUUUUUGCCGCCCUAGAUGACACAGCCUCUCCUAAUACAUAGCUAUCGACGAUAUUUUCGCAAUUUUGAACAGCCGGCCUCGCCUUCCACAACGUUUUGGUUGAGCAGGAUUGUUGGAUGUUGUGCGCAUAUCAUGUAGAAAAAAGUGCUAUGCUGCAGAUUGACUAUACCUUUAAGUGCAGGAGACGAUGCGAAAAAUUCGCAACUGCUUUGCUUGCUCGGGGAUGCUGGACUCGGAGCCGUAUUUUCUUCCCUACUUGGGAAGUACGUAUGGACUACAUGAAUCUUCAUUAUCGACGUCUAGUAGAGGAAUAAAACUGAAACCUGUGAAAAAUAACAAGAUCAAAACCUUGUAUGUAAAAUCAAAAGUCGUAAUACGGUGCAGCACUUUUUUCUUGCAAUACUGCACAGCAUUUCAAUUGUCUGACCUGGAAGUAUACCAAGUGUCUCUCCGCCGAAUCCUGCGGCGUGACCGCCGGAAACUGCUUCUUGUAUGACUCCAGCGAAGUGGUUUUUGUGCCGGAGCCGUUGGCUGAUGUAGACGCAGAUCGGGCAGUGUCGAUCAUUAACGAUGAUUUCACGUUCGGGUUCCGCUUCUGCCUCACGGACCCGCCGGUGAAGUCGUUUAACCUGAUGCCCUGGAUCACCUUCUCGAUCAUGAUCGUCUUCUGCUGCAUGUUGGGCACGCUCUUCCGCGUUUCUCGGGAAAAAAAAGACAAGCUCGUCGCGGCAGACGCGGGCACGGCCGGUGGUGCCGCAGGGAAGAACCGACAACAAGGCGAGAAUCAAAUGCGCGACCUGAACACCCUGCGAUGGUCACCAAAAAAGGGGUUUGUCCUGAAGCAAUAG
This is a messenger RNA of Amoebophrya sp. A120, 5749 nucleotides long. The record is from the annotation of a GenBank genome assembly. Lineage: Eukaryota; Dinophyceae; Syndiniales; Amoebophryaceae.